Molecule: messenger RNA, 1899 nt
Organism: Guillardia theta CCMP2712
Lineage: Eukaryota; Cryptophyceae; Pyrenomonadales; Geminigeraceae
Exons: 8
Coding region: 1-1821 (606 amino acids)
Cellular component (GO): cytosol
Molecular function (GO): flavin adenine dinucleotide binding; FMN binding; NADPH-hemoprotein reductase activity
Source: RefSeq, a predicted model, not a curated record
AUGCUGCCUCACUCGCUUGCACAAUUUUUUCAUCUUAGACCAGCCGGUCCGGGAGCUUUGUUGACCGCAGCUACGGAACAAGUCAGGAUCGAUGUCUAUUUUGGGAGUCAAACUGGAACCGCGGAGGAAUUUGCGUUGACCAUCCAAAAAGAGGGCAAGAUGAACGGGUUCGACGUGAAGGUCAUCGACCUUCAGUCUUAUGAUGUUGACACCUUGGAUAGCUCUAACUCAAUCUUUGUAACUGCAACAUAUGGGGAAGGUGAUCCCACCGACAAUGCGAAAGAAUUCGUUGAAUGGCUGGUGCACAAGGCUGAUCCAGAUUCACUGAAAGGGAUGCAAUUCGCUGUUUUCGGACUCGGAAAUUCACAGUAUGAAAACUAUAACACGGUUGGCAAAACAAUUGACAGCCAUUGUGAGCGUCUCGGAGCCACAAGGAUAAUGGAGUUGGGUCUAGGGGAUGAUGACAAGGACAUUCAACAGGAUUUUGAAGAGUGGAAAGAAAAAUUGUGGAGGACCUUGCAUGCUCACUUUGAUGUCGAUAGGGUGAAAGAGAAGUGUAAAACGGUAGAGACCGAAAUAUCUCGCAAGGACAUUCGUGAGAAGGAACACAAGUACAAACUCGAGGUGGUGUCAGAAAGGACCGCGAUGGAAUUUCCACAAUCUUCUUCUGUGCACUCCCUGGACACAAAUCCCAUGGUCAACAUGACAGUAACGUGCAAUGAUGAGUUGAAUAAGUGCACCGAUCGUUCUUGCCGUCACAUUGAGCUUGCAUUGAAUAACUCCGGAUUGGUAUAUGAAACUGGUGAUCAUGUUGCAAUCUUACCUGACAACGACCCGCACGAUGUGGAAGAGCUCGCGCAGCGUCUUGGAGUGAGUUUGUCUUCAUGGAUUUAUUUGGUAGACGAUGAUUCGUCUUCUCCAUUUCCUUGUCCAUGCACGGUUCAGAAAGCGCUUUGCAACUAUGUUGACAUCAACGGCAUGCCUAAAAGAAGUUUCAUCGAGCACUUGGCAAUGAAAGCUAUCGAUAGCAAUGAAAAGCGACGCUUAGAGACGAUAGCUGGUCGAGACGAUGCAAGUGUUUAUCAGCAAUACAUAUGUGAGGGAAGAAGGAAUGUAUUAGACCUGCUUCGUGAGUUUCCCUCUGUGAAGCUAUCGCUGCAUGAUUUGCUUGAAUCGCUGCCUCGGUUGCAACCAAGGUUCUAUUCUAUCUCGUCGGGAAGCAACACUCAUCCGGAGUCAGCCCACGUCACCGCUGUAGUAGUAGACGACAUUUUGCCUGAGGGCAGGAGGUUCAAGGGAGUAUGUACCAACUUUCUCAAGCAAACGAAGGAAACAACAUUCAAGCUGCCAAAUGAUUCAAGGACUCCGGUCAUUAUGAUUGGAGCAGGAACAGGAUUGGCUCCGUUGAGGGGAAUGUGCCAGCACCUGGAAACUUGCAGUGCACGAGGAGACGAAUUGGGCCACAAUGUCUUGAUCUUCGGUUGCAGGUCUAGCAAGCAGGAUUACAUCUACGAAGACGAGAUCAACCGAUGGUGUCAAAACAAAACGAUCAGCAGCCUUUUCCUUGCGUUCAGCCGUGAGAACCCUCAACAAAAGGUUUACGUACAGAACAGGGUCAGGGAAAAUUCACAGCUGCUUGUGGACCUGAUUGAGAAAGGGGCUUACAUUUAUGUGUGUGGGAGCACCUCUAUGGCAAAAGAGGUCAAGAGAGCGUUUGUAGGUUGUUUUCAAGACACCAGGCAAAUGUCGACAGUGGAAGCAGAGGAUUUGGUUCAUUCGCUAUCUAAAGGUGGCAGAUACCUGCAAGAUGUUUGGAGUUGAGCUCUUCUCUUACUUUUUCCUUGGCUACGUCUUAUAAGAGGCUCGUGACGUGUUUUAAUAUCAUAAAGAUUGUAAGAG